Messenger RNA from Dentiscutata erythropus, 203 nucleotides. The record is from the annotation of a GenBank genome assembly. Lineage: Eukaryota; Fungi; Glomeromycota; Glomeromycetes; Diversisporales; Gigasporaceae.
UAGUUGAACCAGUUAGUGAAGAUUGUAGAAGAGAAUUAAAUCGAGCUUUAAUAAAGGCUUUUAUUUGUUGUGGUAUACCUUGGAUAGUUAUUGAUAACUCAUUUUUUAUUAAUUUACUUAAAUUGUUAGAACCUGGCUAUACUCCUCUGCAUAAAGAUACUUUAGCUAAUCGGUUAUUAGAUGAGGAGCUUGCAAUUGUUACA